UAAGGGAAUAAUUAAGAUGUGCCGCUCUCUCUUCUGACAUGGCUUUAAAUUGCAGUGAGUCUCAGGAAACAUAUGCAAUUCUUGAUUUCGUUCCACUUGUGUUCUCCAAAUGAUUAGGUUAGAAGAGGAGAGGGUGGAGCGGAGACGAAGACCGUUGUGGAAGAGGGUGUUUUCAAUGCUGAAAACGGAGUCGGAGUUGAGUGAAGGUGGGAGCAGAAGCAGAUCCCAUGCCAAUGGAUUCAUAAUUCAUCCUCAUAACUGGUGGUACGUGGCAUGGACGCAUUUCAUACUGAUAUGGGCAAUAUACUCCUCCUUCUUCACACCCCUGGAGUUCGGGUUUUUCAGAGGACUCCCAGAGAACCUUUUCCUCUUAGACAUUGCUGGCCAACUUGCCUUUCUCUUCGAUAUUGUCGUACACUUUUUCCUUGCCUAUCGCCACACUCACUCCCAUCAUUUGGUUUACGAUCGCAGGCUCAUCGCCCUCAGGUACUUGAAAUCUCGUUUUAUUGUUGAUUUCCUUGGAUGUUUGCCUUGGGAUGCUAUUUAUAAGGUUUGUGGACGAAAAGAGCCUAUUAGAUACAUGCUAUGGAUUAGGCUAAGUCGGGCUCUACGAGUGACAGAAUUUUUCGAGAAGUUGGAGAAAGACAUUCGAAUCAAUUACCUUUUCAUCAGGAUUGUUAAGCUUAUUGUGGUUGAAUACUAUUGCACACAUGCUGCUGGUUGCAUCUUUUACUAUCUUGCUACAACAGUUCCUCCUUCCAAGGAAGGUUACACAUGGAUAGGAAGUUUACAAAUGGGUGAAUAUCGUUAUUCAAAUUUCAGGGAGAUUGAUCUGUGGAAGCGGUAUAUAUUAUCUCUCUAUUUCUCUGUUGUAACCAUGGUAACUGUUGGUUAUGGAGACAUACAUGCAGUCAAUGUCAGAGAAAUGAUAUUUGUGAUGAUUUAUGUUUCUUUUGACAUGAUUCUGGGUGCUUAUUUGCUCGGUAACAUGGCAGCCUUGAUAGUAAAAGGAUCAAAGACAGAAAGGUUUAGGGAUAAAAUGGCGGACCUUAUCAAAUACAUGAAUAGAAAUAAUCUUGACAAGCAAAUAAGUAAGGAGAUUAAAGGCCACCUAAGAUUACAGUAUGAUUGUAGUUAUACUGAGGCAAGUGCUCUUCAAGAUAUUCCAGCUUCUAUUCGCACCAAGAUUUCACAGAAAUUAUAUGAGCCAUUCAUCAAAGAAGUUUUUCUAUUCAAGGGUUGCUCAACAGGAUUCAUUAAGCAAAUUGCAAUUAAAGUCCAUGAGGAGUUUUUCCUUCCAGGGGAAGUGAUUAUUGAACAGGGAAAUGUAGUCGACCAACUCUAUAUUGUUUGUCAUGGAAAACUGGUGGAAGUAGGGAGAGGCAAAAAUGAUGAAACUGGGGAUCCUCUCAUGGAUCUCCAAACUUAUAGCUCUUUUGGUGAAGUUUCUUUCCUCUGCAACACUCCUCAGCCUUACACAAUCCAAGUUCGUGAGUUAUGUAAGGUUUUACGAAUUGAUAAACGAUCAUUUAUGGAGAUCAUUGAGAUAUACUUUUCUGAUGGAAGGAUUAUCUUGAACAACCUUCUUGAGGGAAAAGAUGCCAAUAUGAAAAAUGAAAUAUUGGAGUCGGAUGUUACCCUUUAUAUUGGAAAGCUUGAAUCGGAGCUAGCUGCAAGAUUGAAUUGUGCUGCCUACAAUGGAGAUUUGCAUCGACUGAAACGUCUCAUUGGAGCUGGAGCGGAUCCCAAUAAGACUGAUUAUGAUGGAAGAUCACCCUUGCACAUUGCAGCAUCCAGAGGAUAUGAAGAUAUAACCGGUUUUCUUAUUGAACAAAAGGUAGACCUGAACAUAUCAGAUAAGUUUGGGAACACUCCUUUACUUGAAGCCAUCAAGCAUGGGCAUGACCAAGUUACUUAUUUACUUGUUCAAGCGGGAGCAUUACUUGCAAUGGACGAUGCUUCUUCUUUUCUCUGUAUGACUGUUGCAAGAAGGGAUUUGGAUCUCCUAAAACGUGCUUUGGCUGGUGGCAUCGAUCCAAAUGCCAAAAGCUAUGACUACCGAACACCACUUCAUGUUGCUGCCUCAGAAGGGCUAUAUUUUGUGGCCAAAACACUUAUUGAAGCAGGAGCUAGCGUUUUGUCAAUAGACAGAUGGGGAAAUACUCCAGUUGAUGAUGCCCGCAUAGGUGGAAAUAGAAAUUUGAUUGCAUUGCUUGAAGCUGCAAGAGCUUCUCAAAUGGCUGACUUCUUUGAUCAUCCUCAACAAAUUCGAGGGGAGAUGUGGAAGAAAAAAUGCACAGUUUUCCCAUAUCAUCCAUGGCAUGAAAAGGAGAAGAAAAGACAGGGAGUGGUGUUAUGGGUGCCGCAAAGCAUGAAUGAACUCGUCAAGGAAGCCAAGGAGCAGUUACAAUGUGGUGAUGGUUAUUGCUGCAUUUUGUCCCAGGAUGGUGCUAAAGUUCUUGAUACCAGUAUGAUUAGUAAUGAUCAAAAGCUAUUUUUGGUUAAUGGAUCGUAAGACACUUCACGUAUAGUUCUUUAGCAACUUCAUACACACACACAACACACUAUCUGAUAUUUUACGAGCAAGUAAUAAAUCAGAAUACUACUUUGAAGUUUCACUUUGAAUAUAUAUUUUUCCUUAUAUAAUUAAUGUAUUUGUUAUGGGUGGACAUUA
Gossypium raimondii (Peruvian cotton) is the source of this 2674-nucleotide messenger RNA. RefSeq names its product potassium channel SKOR. Gene Ontology annotation, biological process: potassium ion transport; transmembrane transport. Gene Ontology annotation, molecular function: voltage-gated potassium channel activity; protein binding. Gene Ontology annotation, cellular component: membrane. NCBI's taxonomy places the organism in Eukaryota, Viridiplantae, Streptophyta, Magnoliopsida, Malvales, Malvaceae. The record is from RefSeq and is a predicted model, not a curated record. The transcript is spliced from 13 exons. The coding region runs from base 110 to 2515 and encodes 801 amino acids.